AUGAGUAGCAAGCUUUGGGAAUUUUUCCUGCGCGAUGACGUCGAGAGCUUCCAGCGGUUCCUGGCGAACGCCAGCUAUACCUCUGGCGGCCAGCGUGCCUCGGGGCCAGGAGCCUCCAGUUUCCGCAUCGGAAGCCCCGGGCCCAUGUUAACACCCUCCUCUGGUGCUGCCUCAAAAAGUAAAAAGCUCAUUGGGACGUCUUCUAGUCCCCAGACCCCAGAUCGGUCCGGUGGAUUUCGUCCUGGGAAGACCUUGUCGCGGGAGGAAUUGAACGCUCGCGACCAGUACGGGAGAACGCUAUUGCACCACGUGGCGUCCUCACCGAAUCCGACAGCCAUCGAUUUUGCUAUCGCGUUGCUGGAGGUGCCCUUUCUCGACAUUUAUGCGCAGGAUUGGGAGAGUGGGUGGACAGCACUCCACCGCGCUUUGUAUGCGGGAAAUGCCGCCAUUGCUCAGGCCUUGCUCACGAGGGACAACCGCGAUGCAACGGACUUCAGCAAGUCUGGGGGCACGGCUCACCCUAGUGGGGGGCUGAUCAAGAUCAAAGACCGCGAAGGUUACAGCCCGUUCGAUGUAUACGGCGCUACGAUCACUUCGCGUGAUAUUAAACGUAUCGCCGCACUGACUACAGAAGAGGUUCCGCUCACGGAAGACUUUGACAAUAUGGAAGCGGUCUCCGUCGCCUCCUCUUCUGUUGACGGUGACAUGGACGAGGACGGUAAUGUCGCCAGAGGUGUCCUCAAACCGAGAACGAAUCUGCUCGCCGAUGAGGUCUUCACUUUCGGUAGCAACAAGAACUUGAAUCUGGGUGUGGGCGACCAGGACGACCGCCAGUACCCGGAACGCAUCUCACUGCAACGGCCGGAGCAUCUCCUGCAGCGAUUCUAUCGUGAAUACCAGGAGCAGCGAGCGAAUGAUACUGAUUCUUUGUCUCAUCAGCGGCCCGAGCACGCAGCUGAUCUACCGGCUAUGAUCAGAAACAAACCCAUCAAGGUACAAGAUAUUGCCAUGUCGAAACUACACACGGCCAUAAUACCGACGGACCCGGAAUCGAACCUCUUUUUGUGCGGGUUCGGUCCUGGCGGGCGUUUGGGCACGGCCGAUGAGUCCGCGAGGUUCAUCUUCGUUUUGCAUAGAAACUGGAGGGCCUUGCGACAAAAAGGUCAUCUCCGUAGCAUUCGCGUCAAGACCAUACCUUGCCUAUCAGGGAAUACGGAAAGAUCUUCAGCUGGGGAAGCAACAAAUUUGGCCAACUCGGAUACAACCAUCCAAGGUCCAACAACCGUGAUGAUGUGCCUAUCCAGACAUCUCCCCGACAAAUUUUCAACCCAUUUAAGAAGGAAGUCAUUCUGGGUGCUGCGGCUUCGGCAAUCCAUUCUGUUGUCUUCAGUAACUCUGGCCUGUACACGUUCGGCAAAAAUGAAGGCCAGCUGGGCCUUGUGGAUUCGGAUGCUCGGUCUCUUGAAGUUCAAACCACCCCGCGUCGAGUUGGAGCUUCUCUUUUCAGUGCACCCAUCCAAAGUGUCACAGCCAUUGAUCAGGCCACUGCGAUUCUUCUUCAGAACCAUGAGGUCUGGGUGUUCUCUCAAUAUGGAUACUCCAAGCUUUCUUUCCCCUUGGAGCUUCAUGACGACACGGUACGACACUUCAUCGAACUGUAUUGUCAAAGUCAGAUCUGGAGGGAAUACUAUAUGCGCUCUCUCUAGUUUCGGCGAGGUAUUCACUGUUGCGGUCAAUAAGAUGGAAAAUCCACCGGUUCAGACCUCAACGACAAACCCAACCAAAAUCCGCAACUCAUUAUCCCAGCCUGUGCGAGUAUGGUCUCUGAAAAAAUCCCAUAUGGCUGUGAAGGACGUCGAUAUGGGACAAGAUGGCUCAAUCAUAAUCUGCACAGCGUCUGGCUCCGCAUGGCGGAAGGAGAAGCGCCAUAAAUCGAAGAGUGGACCUAGCAGAGACUACAAGUUCACCCGCAUCCCUGGACUCUCCCGGGUUAUCGGGGUCUGCAGUAACGCAUUCGGCGCCUUCGCCGUGGCGCAGCGCGAUUGCAAUGUGACAAGGGAGCAGAUCAAUGUAUCACAGAGCACACUGUGGAAAGACAUAUUGCCUCUAUCGCCGUUCGACUCUCUUGCAUCAAUAGCGGAUACGUCCGCUACAGCAGUGUGCGAUGUGGUACCGGACCCAGAGCCAGUUAUGGCUAUCAAAAGGGCUCUUAUGUCUGCAUCCGACGUGGAGUCAUUGUUACAACAACUGCAUUUCCAAGCCGACACAGGGGCAGUAUGGUUAAUGACCAGUCUAUCGGAUAUCAAAGUCCCUGUGCACGAAUUUAUCUUGGCUGGACGGAGCUCAGUUCUGAGGAGAGCGUUUCAUGAUCUACGACUUGCUCACUCGUUCUCCAUCCCAGAUGUUUUGCAUAUCCAGUUUGACGAGGGCAAUCAUUCGACGGUAAUUUUGCAGGGUGUUGAUCUUUUGACCGUCUUGAAUAUCGUCCAUUUCGCCUAUACGGAUACAAUCUUUGACGUGUGGCAGCAAGCCAAACAUACUCCUCAAAGUGCAUCCAGAUAUCGUCAAGUCCGUUCAGAGGUGAUGCGAAUGGGCACAUGUCUGGGCCUGCCAACUCUGGAGCGAGCGGCGCGUCUCAUGAUUGAACCUACAAAAGCCCUCAAGGAUGACAUGGCUCGUGCUAUAACUGAUCCAGCUUUCUUCGAUAGCGCUGAUGUGAUUAUUGAUUUGCACGAUGGCCAGAUGAAAGCCCAUAGCCAGGUGAUUUGCCAACGCUGUCCGUUCUUCAACGCUUUAUUUUACGGCCGCUCUGGGGGACAGUGGCUAGCUUCCCGCCGUACAACUUCGCCUGGAGUCAUCCACGUCGACUUGAAGCACAUCGACCGGCGCAUCUUUGGAUUCGUUCUUGAGCACAUAUACGCGGAUACUGAGGAUAAGCUAUUCGAUGAUGUCAGGUCCAAGGAUCUUGAGGAUUUCAUCGACCUGGUGUUGGAUGUUGCUUUUGUCGCGAACGAAUUGAUGAUCGAUCGGUUAGCCCAAAUAUGCCAGAGAGUGCUGGGCAGGUUCGUUAACAUGCGCAAUGUGUGUAAUCUGCUCAACUCGAUCGCACCAUGCUCGGUGAGAGAAUUCAAAGAUGCUGCUUUGGAGUACGUUUGCCUGAACUUGGAGGAUCUCUUAGCAAAUAGGUUCCUGGGCGAUCUUGACGAAGACUUACUGUCCGAACUCGAUCUGGUCUGUCAUGAGAACCAGAUGACAGGAUUCCCUGUAUCGAGAGGACGAAACUCCGAGGAAUACGUUUUCGAGAAGUACCCUGAGCUCAUUUCCCUUAUGGAAAGCGAUAGGCGGCGACGGAUCGAUUCUAUGAGGCUCAAAUCUCGUCUCGACCCAACUGAGGGUCCUGACGGACGACAACGCCCCGUCAACGGUGAUAAGACAACUGUGUCGCCGGCCGUGAAGAAACCAAAAGGAGCUCCUUUCAAGGACAGCCCUGUCCUAAGGCCAAAGAGCUCGGUAGGUGAUCUGAUGUUUCAAAUGGACGACGACAGUCUAUUGUCGCCCAGCGAAACGAAAGGGAAAGCGGCCGUUCGUGGAGUGCGGCCCCCUGAAGGAAGCACCCACAUUGACUCCCCGGCUCUGGGGUCCAGCAUGGUUGAAGGUGAGUCGUUUGGCGGACGAAGCUAUCUUGAGGAACAAAUGUCUUCUCCGCGGAGUACACCUCUCGCAGACUCACCCACCAACAUGCGAGCCUCUGCCAUCCAAAAGAAGACCAGUGACUCGGUUUCCCCGAACCCAGCGCCGACUCCAUGGGGUUCCUCAGCGCUUUCGGGCUCGAAGAAGAAUUUACGGGAUAUUAUGAGCGAGACGUCCGAAAAUCGGGUCUCCAACCUCAGCCUGGGUAUGUCCGCCGCGCGUCGCGAGAACAGCAAUAAUUUCACGGCGAAGAUUUCCCAGAAGGAGCGAAAGAAGCUACAACAGCAGCAAAUGCAAGAAAUGCUAGCCGCACAGCAGAAAGCCAAAGAAGGCCCGCAGAACCCCUGGAAGCUGCCUCUGAAUACUCCCGGCAAGACUCCAACCAAACUAGACGAGUCCACGGCUACGCCAACACACUCGUCCAGCAGCACUCCAGCUCGGAAACCCUCAAUGACUCUCCGACAAACAGUGGCAGGCACGCCGCCGCUACCAGCCCAGCAAAAAACCACUACCACGCCCAUGCCAAAUCCAAGCCGUAGCACUCCUCAAAGCACACCCCGGUCGUCAUCCGUCGCAGGCCCGCCCUGCGCCACAGCGGCACCCUCGACAUCUCCUAACCCGUCCACACAGCGCCCAAUUCAAUCCAUCCGCCACAUCCCCCGCGCGGAGCCCUACCAGACGAGCUUCCAUGCCGACUCAGCCAGCUCCAUGUCCCUCGCGACUAUCCUUAUGCAGCAACAGACGGAAAAGGACGAGCUGCGCGAAGCCGCCACCGCAAAGCACAACCUCGAAGACAUUCAGCUCGAGCAAGAGUUCCAAGAAUGGUGGGAUAAGGAAAGCCGCCGGAUUCAGGGGCUUCCGGAUCCUGAGGACGAGUCCGCACCUGCCACGUCGACGCGACAGAGCCACCGCGGCGGAGGUCGGGGAGGCGGUGGACGACGUGGUAAAGGUGCGGGAGGUGGCCAGCAACAGCAACGGCAACAGCAAUCGCAGCCCCAACAAUCGCAACAACGCAAACGCCGCGGAAAGGGACCCGCGAACGCCGCUGGUGUUUCUGUGUUGUCGCAGCAGCUCCCGCGGAACGGUUCCGAAAUGCCGUCCGCGCAGCAGCCGGCGCACUCGACACCGCGACGAGAUCGGCUGUCAACGGGACCUCACGAAGGGGGUGCGCGCUGGGGCGGAGGUGGCCGUGGUCGUGGAAGAGGGUGA
Messenger RNA from Aspergillus terreus NIH2624, 4899 nucleotides. RefSeq names its product BTB domain and ankyrin repeat protein. The record is from RefSeq and is a predicted model, not a curated record. The coding region runs from base 1 to 4899 and encodes 1632 amino acids. NCBI's taxonomy places the organism in Eukaryota, Fungi, Ascomycota, Eurotiomycetes, Eurotiales, Aspergillaceae. Gene Ontology annotation, molecular function: protein binding. The transcript has 4 exons.